CUGUUACAGAAAUCUUAAAGGAAGUCCAGCGAGGUGCAGCCAGAGCUAAGGAAGUAGGAGCUCUUGGGUGGCAGAAGUGUCCAAUACCGGUCACAAAUAAGACUUUCCUGCGCAACACCUUGGUCAGCACACUCCGAGAACCAUAUAGACCACCAGGAAAGCGGGGACGAUUUCACGUAGGGUUGAGGUCAGAUGAGGAUGGCGGAAAGCACCACAGAUCGAGAGAUGAUGACCGCACUAGUAGUAGCAGAUCAUCCAG
Candidula unifasciata is the source of this 259-nucleotide messenger RNA. NCBI's taxonomy places the organism in Eukaryota, Metazoa, Mollusca, Gastropoda, Stylommatophora, Geomitridae. The record is from the annotation of a GenBank genome assembly.